GUCCGGGAUGCCGGGAAAGUGCGCGUCGGUUGGGCGCAGGCGAAGGUGCACGUACUUGAGCCGCGCCCGCAGCACUGUUUUCGGUGCCUGCAAACCGGACACACCCGGCAGAAGUGCGGAGGGCCGGACCGGUCCGGUCUAUGUUACGCGUGCGGCGGCACGGGACAUAUCGCCGCCGAGUGCGUGAACAAACGAAGAUGUCCGCUCUGCGCCAGCCUCGGACGCCCAGCCGAGCACAGCCUGGGGGCAAAGGAUUGCUCCCAGAUCUCCGUGGCCCCCACAAAGGCAACGGAGAAGAAGAAGGAAUCGCGGGCAGAACCUGCGAAGAAAGAAGACGCCGAGGUCACCAGCAGGAAGAGGAAGGAGCCAGCCCCCAACAGCGAGGAAGAGGCAUCCACUCCAACACCUGCGGUGAAGAAGAUGGCUGCUGAAGAGCCAGCAACCAGCGAGGGACCACAACCCGAGGGACCCGCCGAAGAGAUGGAGGCAACACCAACGCCGGAAGAGGACAGCGCUGUGGAGGCAGCGGACGACGUCACCGGUAAGUAA
Messenger RNA from Megachile rotundata (alfalfa leafcutting bee), 549 nucleotides. RefSeq names its product serine/arginine-rich splicing factor RS2Z33-like. Lineage: Eukaryota; Metazoa; Arthropoda; Insecta; Hymenoptera; Megachilidae. The record is from RefSeq and is a predicted model, not a curated record.